UCGUUUAAAACUAAUAUCAGUAAGAAAUUUACUUUAAUCAAAUCCUGUUUACGGUGGUGAUAUUUUUUUAUCUUGACAGUUUUUUUCCUACCCUUUUUUGCGUUGUUAAAUUUUAUGAUCACAUAGUGAGACUUUCUUUGCACCAACACCACAGAGUUCAGUAGUUGUCUCGUUUCUCUAGUUACGUAAAUGUAGGUAGUUAAGGUUUAGGGGCAGAUAUUUUUAAUCUUAAUUUUAUUUACGGAUUUUCUGAUGUGUUUUAAUAACCAUUCUAUUGAUUCCAAUUUCAGUAAUAAUGAUGGUAACUGCAUAUUUGUUAACCAUUUGAAUUAUAAUCCAUGUACUAGUAAUAUAGAAAUCUAAGCAUUUAUCUUGCUAUUUUUGAAAGUAAGCAUUUAUAAUCUCUUAAAAAUAUUACAAACAUACAUAUAUUAAAGCGUGUGUAAACCAUAAGCUAGAACUAUGGCCGAAAAAAGAGCACUAGACAGCUGAAAGAUAGGUACAAAAAAUUGUGAAACUCCACUUGGCAGUUUAGAAGAGUACCUCAGUUACUAUCUCAACUCACAGCCAGAAACAGCAGCCGAUGUUACCACAAAAUACUCACCUGCCCUUUAACCUUGGGAUCAUCAUCACCGCUCGUGAUCCCAUAAAUCUCAUUAGCCAUUACACAAGAUCCUUAAUGUAUAAAUAUAGACGACAGAGUCCUGAUGAGCUUUAGUCAAGGUAGUAGAAAUGUGUUUAACUAACAAUGAUUAGGCAGAGGAGACACCAACGAGCCUUGAGCCUUUCUUUACCUGCUCCACUGCCCUCAUGUGAAUUUCUACACCAUAAUAAUCUUUCGUCUUCGUCUUCAUCGCCAUUAUCAUCAACAAGUUCGACGAAUUCUUUUACUGUUGAUAAUGUUUUGGACCUUGAGAAGGUAGCGGUUCUUGGUCAUGGUCAUGGAGGCACUGUUUAUAAAGUCCGACACAAGCAUUCUGCUAAUGUUUAUGCGUUGAAAGUGCUGAGAUUUGAUGAAGGUGAGAUGAAGAUACAACAGGAGGCUGCAGUACGAGAGGCGGAGAUUCUUAAACGGGUGGACUCAAGUUUUAUUGUCAAGUGUUACGGUGUGUUUGAUAAUGAGGUUCUUGAUACAGAUAAUGGUGGUGAUCUUUGUUUUGUUAUGGAGUAUAUGGAAUCUGGAUCUUUGCUAGAUAUCUUAAACAUUUGCCACACUUUACCCGAAAAGGUGAUUUCUGUGGUGGGAAGAAGAGUUUUGGAAGGAUUGCAUUACUUGCACGGAAUGCAGAUAGUGCAUAGAGACAUCAAGCCGUCGAAUUUACUGAUCAACAGCAAAGGGGAGAUAAAGAUUGCUGAUUUUGGCGUGAGCAUAGUGGCAAAGACGAAUGAAGAGCAUGAAUGGUGUGUUGGAACAUGUGCUUACAUGAGCCCGGAGAGGUUUGAUUCAGAGAGGUGGAAUGGUGGAGACUGUGAUGGAUUUGCUGGCGACAUUUGGUCCGUUGGAGUGGUACUGUUGGAAUGUUUUGUAGGGCGUUAUCCAUUAAUUGAUCCGGGACAGAAGUUAGAUUGGGCGACACUAAUGUGUAACAUAUGCUUCGCGGAGAAGAUGGUGCUGCCUGAUAAGGCGUCGCCUGAGUUCCGUAAUUUUGUUUGGAGGUGUUUAGAGAAGGAUUGGAGGGCGAGAGGUACAGUGGAAGAGCUUCUUGAUCACCCAUUUGUAACUACAUGUUGCAGUGCUUCAGUAGAAGGGCUACUUGGGAAUGCUUCCGAGACUUCAACUCAGAAGUCAGAACCCUCGUUGGCUAAGUGGCCUGACUGACAAUUUUUGAAUAAUCCCAACUAAAAAUCGUUUUUCUAUAAAUUUUGUUGUCAGAACAUAAUAUUAAUAUUAAUUAAUAUUCUGAAAUAAAAAAAAAUCAAUAAUAUGGGCAUUACAUAACUGAGAGAAGUCAAGCUCCUGAGUCCUGAUGACAAGAAUUCAGUUUUUCCCUGUAAAUGUAAUGUUGAGUCGUUUUUCGUUUACUCAAUAAUAAAAGCCUGAUAUAAUAUUAAUAAUU
Molecule: messenger RNA, 2057 nt
Organism: Daucus carota subsp. sativus
Lineage: Eukaryota; Viridiplantae; Streptophyta; Magnoliopsida; Apiales; Apiaceae
Product: mitogen-activated protein kinase kinase 10
Exons: 2
Coding region: 749-1819 (356 amino acids)
Biological process (GO): protein phosphorylation; MAPK cascade
Molecular function (GO): ATP binding; MAP kinase kinase activity
Source: RefSeq, a predicted model, not a curated record